UUCCCAUAAUGUUAAACAUCAUAGUUAUCAUUCAUGUACUUUUUCACCUUCAUUUCAAUAUAUUUGGAUUCUAUUUACGGCGAAAUAUGCGAACGAAGUGGGAUGUAAAAAGUAAAUAGAGCUGAAAUCAUCCUACAGGAAUUACACAAUACACUUUGUGUUGGUAGAUAAAUGCGAAAAUAGAGGGUGUUACUAUUGUUGAAAAAUAUCUACUUAAUCAUUGAAGUAAAGAGGGCAGUGGACCCAAUCCUUUAUGAAAGCACUGAAACAUGUCACUGUUUUGGAAGAAGAAAGGUAGAAGCAUCAUGUGAACUAGUCUGGAAGACCAUUAAGCAUUUUAAGUCAAUUUACUUUUGCUAAAGAAAAUAUCAGCAGCGCACCAUAUACUUGGCUAAGCUACACUGCAACCUACCAUUUCUGUAUUACCUUUUUGUGUUUGUCUGAAUUCUGAGUUUUGAGUGCACACCACAAACCACUCCCUUACCCUUUCAUACUUUCUUGAUCUUGUGAACAUGGCUGCUGAACUUGUUGCAGGAGCUUUUCUCUCUUCUUUUCUCAAUGUUCUUUUCGACAGGCUGUCUGAUCCUGAUUUCAUCAACAUGAUGAGAGGAAAGAAGGUUGACCAGAAGCUGCUUCAAAGGCUGAAGACGAUUCUGAAUGUGGUUGAAGCUGUGCUGAGAAGAAACAGUUCACUGACCCUGCUGUCAAGAGGUGGCUCGAAGAUCUCCAAGAUGCUGUCUAUGAUGCUGAUGACUUGUUGGAUGAAGUCACUACCAAAGCUGCCACUCGGAAGGAUCCACCAGGUAACUUCCUGUCUCGCUUUCUCAAUUCGCAAGAUAGGGAGAUGGUUACUAGGAUUGAAGACAUCAUUGCUAGACUAGAAGAUAUCGCAAAACACAAAGAUAUCCUUCGUCUAGAAAAGAUUGCAGCCAAGAACAUGUCUGGGAGGAUUCCAUCAACCUCAUUGGUUAAAAAAUCUGAUAUAUUUGUUGGCAGGGACAAAGAGAGAGACACCAUAGUGAAAUUGUUGUUAGAUGAUGCUAACGACGGUGAGUUGUCUUUGAUUCCCAUCGUGGGCAUGGGUGGGAUAGGAAAAACUACUUUAGCUAAAUUGGUUUAUAAUGAUGACAAAGUGAAGCAAAAGUUUCAUUUCAUGGCAUGGGUUUGUGUUGCUGAGGAGGAAUUUGAUGUUCUUAAGGUGACAAAGGCUGUGACAGAGAAAAUUUGCAGUCCUUGUAGCUCAAAUGAUUUAGAUACAGUUCAAAAUCAUUUGAAGAAAGCACUAGCGGAGAAGAACUUCUUCGUUGUUCUGGAUGAUGUAUGGAGCAGUAAUCGUGAGCGUUGGGAAUGUUUUCUAACUCCUUUUGAAUGUGGAAGUGUGGGUGGCAAAAUUCUUAUAACAACACGUCUUGUUACAGUUGCAUCUGUGGUGAAAACUAAACAUAAUCAAGCUCAAUAUUUGAGUCUCUUGGAUGAAGAACAAUGCUGGUCAGUGUUUGCAAACCGUGCAUGGGAUCCUACUGAAUCCCGAGAUCGUUCAACUUUAGAAGAAAUUGGUAGAAAAAUUGUUGAAAAAUGUAAAGGACUACCUUUGGCAGCUCAAACACUUGGAGGGUUAUUGAGAGGGAAAGAUAAUGAAAAGGAGUGGAAUGAUGUUUUGAAUAGUGAAUUCUGGGAACUUUCCGAGGAGGAUAGUGGGAUUCUUCCUGCAUUGAGAAUCAGUUAUUACCACCUUCCAUCUUAUUUAAAACGCUGCUUUGUUUAUUGUUGUUUGUAUCCGAAGGACUUUGAAUUUGACAGAAAUGAAUUGACAUUAUUGUGGAUGGCAGAAGGUCUUUUGCUACAACACCAGAGUGGAAACACUUUAGAAGAAAUUGGUUAUGAAUAUUUUGAUGAUUUGGUUUCGAGAUCAUUUUUUCAACAUUCCAACUCUGAUGAUACUACAUUUGUGAUGCACGACCUCAUGCAUGAUUUAGCAACAUUUUAUGGUGGAAAGUUCUUUUCUAGUAUCCUUAAACUCAAGAAUAAAGCAAAGCGUGAUACCAAAACUCGCCACUUGUCAUGCGAGAAUGAUAAUGAUUCGGUUUUGAUGUUCAUGGAAGCAUGCAAUAGGUUAAAACAUGUGAGGACAUUGUUGCAUCUCAAUUUGCAUGAGGGUGGUGGACGAUAUAGAGGAGCCGUUCCUUGUGACUUACUAGAACAUUUGAUGUGCUUACGAGUUUUGUCAUCAAAUUUUGUUUUAGAUGAUGAAAACUUGUUGCAUGGUUCAAUUGGCAAAUUGAUCCAUUUGCGUUAUUUGGAUCUUUCAUACACAUCCAUCGUGACUUUGCCCGAGUCUUUAAGUUGCUUGUACAAUUUACAAACCUUGAAGUUGAGAAACUGUGGAAGACUUAAAAAGCUUCCUAGCAAGCUGCAAAAUCUUGUGAAUUUGCGUCAUCUUGAUGUUUCUUUAACUAAUUUGGAAGAGAUGCCAAAAAAGAUGAGCAAAUUAAAAGAGUUGCAAUUUUUAAGUGACUAUAUCGUGGGCAAGCAUGAAGAGAAUGGGAUUGGAGAAUUGGGAGAACUAGCACAUCUCCGUGAGUCAUUGUGUAUUAGGAAGUUAGAGAAUGUUAAGAAUAGUGGUGAAGCAUCGAAUGCAAGGAUGGAUGAAAAAAUACACCUGAAUGCUUUAUAUUUGAUAUGGUCACCAUGUGAAGAAAGUGAGGUUUGUGAUUCCCACACUGAAAAAGAUAUACUUGACAAAUUCCGUCCUCACAAAGACUUGAAGGAGCUAUCCAUCAGGCGUUACAGAGGUACCAUGUUUCCGGAUUGGGUAGGGCAGCCUUCGUACCACAAGAUUACUAAGUUGGAGCUGAGGAGAUGCAGGAAUUGUUGGAUGCUUCCUUCACUUGGACAGUUACCCGCUCUAACGAGAUUGGAGAUUUCACGUUGUAAUAUGGUGAUGAAGAUUGGUGGUGAAUUCUAUAAGGCUGAUGCAACUCAUCGUCAUCAGGAGAUACCCUUCCGAUCCCUUCAAUAUCUGAAAUUUUAUCGUAUGGGUUGCUGGGAGGAAUGGGAGUCAUAUGAAUAUGAUGAGGAUGAUGAUGCACCAUUUCCGAAACUUGAGACGCUUGUUAUAAAGUACUGUCCUAAGUUAAGAGGAGAUUUGCCCACUUUCCUUCCCUCGUUGAAAACACUUGAGAUUAGAGGAUGCAAGGAGCUUGGUUGUUAUCUGCCAAGAGCUCCCAUCCUACGCAAAUUAGAAAUAUAUGGCAAACAGGAAGCAAGAAUACGGGACCUAUCACUUUCACUGCAACUACUAAGAAUCGAUGGAAAUCAGCUUGUUGAGUCUCUGUUUGAGGCCAUGACCCACACCCAACCAAAUCUCUUGGUUCUGAAAACCAGCAGAAGUGAAAAUUUAACAUCUCUGGAGGUGUCAGAGUCACAGUCCCUCCGAGAGUUAUCAAUUGAAGGUUGCCCUAAGCUGGAGAACAUAACAAGGCUGCCUGCCUGUUUAAGGGAACUCUCCAUCAGAGAAUGUGGGUUGUUGGGUGAAGGCAUAAAGAGGAAGGACCCCCGCAUUUGGCCAUCCAUUUCCCACAUCCCCUUCAUUUAUGUUAACGGGACAACGGUUCGCUAUGACUUAACAUCUUAAAACAGGGACAUCUAUUGAUUCUUCUGGGACUUGUCAGUGUAUUGCAAUUUGGGUGCUGCACCUCCAAUCUUAUGAUCUUUCAAGUCUCAAGUUGUGUAGUACUAAUUAUUUUUUGGUUGAGUAACGAGUACAUGGACAAAGAGCUAAAUAGAUAGAUAAAAUUUGUUGUCUCGGGCCGGAACUUCAAGCUGGACCAUUCUUAGAGUGGUAUAAUCCUGCACUGCAUUAUUCUCGUGACUAUUUUCUUGUACAAUAUACUUUCUCAUGCACCUUUUUAUAACCAUUGUGAAUAAGGAUUUUGCUUUUGCUACGUUGAAGUAUGUACAAGUACAACCGUCAUGCGCAUGGUACAGGUUACUUUAAUGUGAUCAUAAACAACAAAAUCAUAUUCCAGAGAUGUGCUUGACAAGUUACAUCCUCACAAAGACUUGAAGGAGCUAAGAAUCAAGGGCUACUGAAGUACAAUGUUUCCAGAAAUAGACAACAGUUGUGAGUUGUGAUUCACUUACAUCCUUCAUGUUCCCAGCAUUUCCAAAUCUCAGACUUCUGACAAUCAAAAGAUGUGAAAAUCUGAGAUCUCUUGAGAUGGUGUCAGAGUUAUAGUUCCUCUGGCAAUUAUCAAUUAAGAGCUGUCUUAAGUUGGAGAACAUAAGGCUACCUGCCUCUUUAAGCGAUCUCAGAAUUGGUCAAUGUCCAUUGUUCGGUGAAUGUAGACGGAGGAAGGAUCGCCACAUUUGGCCUACUAUUUCCUGCAUCUCCACCAUUUAUGUUGAUAGGAGACAGAUUUCAUGAUGAUUCGAAAUCUUAAACAGCUUAAGACAAUGGAGAAAGGCAGGCAUUGUAGAAUCAUGGAAACACUUUUUUCAGCAUUGUACAUUGGAUACUGAUGGUGAAAUAGAUACGGUUUCAUAGUACAGGGCAACGUUGAACACAGCUUAUUGGUCCAGAGGAUGAAAGGGAUGAAUCUUGAGAAUUACAUCACAACUAAGGUGGCUUUGAAUGCUUUGAAUGAAUCAGUACCCUGUCGCAUCAUCGGGUUUACAGCAAGAAUUGAAUAAAUUCAAGCUCCUUUAUGGCAAUCCUCCUAUAUUCAUAUAUGAAAAUGGUCAAAGAACACCAAGCAAUGCAUCAUUACAAGAUGAGUGAAGGGUCAAAUACGUGCAUGGAUAUAUUGGUGCCACACUUGAUGCCUUGAGAAUUGGAUCAAAUAUAAGGGGGUAUUUUGCAUGGUCCUUUUUAGAUUUAUUUGAGUUAUUGGAUGGUUACAAAGUAAGCUAUGGCCUAUAUUACGUUGAUAGAAAUGAUCCAGAAUUGAAGAGAUAUCCAAAACUCUCUGCAAAAUGGUUUAAUUUGUUCUUGAGAGGUAGAAGAAGCACUUCUAUAAUUGGAGCUAUGAAGCAUGUAAAGGAUCCAUCUCAUAUUUCUCUUUGACACUUAUUUGAUGAGUAGGUUGUUUAAUUUUUUUAGCACUGGAGCUUAAUGUGGGAAUGUAUUGUAAAAGUAGAAACCUUUAGCAUAAUAAUUUUUCAUUUCUACAUUGUGUCACAAAUGUUUUCAAAUACUGAUUAA
Molecule: messenger RNA, 5203 nt
Organism: Arachis stenosperma
Lineage: Eukaryota; Viridiplantae; Streptophyta; Magnoliopsida; Fabales; Fabaceae
Product: putative disease resistance RPP13-like protein 1
Exons: 8
Coding region: 845-3634 (929 amino acids)
Biological process (GO): defense response to other organism
Molecular function (GO): protein binding; ADP binding
Source: RefSeq, a predicted model, not a curated record